This is a messenger RNA of Carassius gibelio (silver crucian carp), 2551 nucleotides long. Its product is annotated as serum response factor-binding protein 1-like. The coding region runs from base 169 to 2442 and encodes 757 amino acids. Lineage: Eukaryota; Metazoa; Chordata; Actinopteri; Cypriniformes; Cyprinidae. The transcript has 3 exons. Gene Ontology annotation, biological process: maturation of SSU-rRNA. Gene Ontology annotation, cellular component: nucleus; 90S preribosome. The record is from RefSeq and is a predicted model, not a curated record.
AAACAGUCUGCGUGAGGCCCUCCCAUUUUUAUUCUGGACGCCUCGUGACGUGACGACGCCGUACGCUCCGCGCCACGUUCCCAAGGCAAGAUGGCGGCGUCCUGAGCAGACAACUCUUCUGUCUGAUUUAAAGGUUUAUUUUGUGAAGUUUUCAGAAAGUAGAUAAAGAUGCCUGCAGUACUGAUCCUCAGCAAUGAGGUGGUCAAAAUGAGGGUGGAGGUUAAAAGGGUGAAGGUGCUCCUCAUCCGGAAACUCAUCCGUCAGAUCUCAGUCCUGGAGAAGAAGAAAGGAAGUGAGGCAGACUUGGAGAAGUUCCGCAGACGAGCGGCCAGACUUCGGGAGGAGAUCCAUGAACUGAAGACUAUCACGCCGGACAGCGUCACCAAGUCUGCCCUUCAGAAGGACAUCAGCUUUGAGAAAGUGUGCCGGAAUAAAGAGGCUAGCCUAUCCGAACGAGCCAUCGCCCGCAUCGCAACACACCCACAGUUCAGCCAGAAAAUCCAGAGCAUAAAAGCAGCCAUCAAAGCCUUCAAAGAGGAGAGAAUAAAUGCAGGAAAACAAGGAAAAAACUAUGAAAAAAAUGCCACGUCGCUAGAUCAGUCACAAGCUGACAGCGAUGAUGAUGAUGAUGAUGAUCUGGGUUCAGAGAAGUCAAGCAAUGAAGAUGAUGAUAAGAAACUAAAAGAGGAUGAGGGUGAUAUAAAAACAGAUGAAGACAGGCAAGAGGAGAUUGAUGGUUCCACACAGGAGAGCCAGAAGAUGAGUCUAGAGACAAUAAAUGAACCGAUCAAUCAGUGCCAGAAUGAAGAAUCACUAACAGUUGAGGAAUCAUCUGAAGCAGUGGCCAUCCCAGAGGAGGUGAUCAGGAUGAGGAAGGAAGUGAAGAGAACGAGGGUGCUGAUCAUCAGUAAAAUGGCAGAGCAAGUGGCUUCUCUGAAGAAAAAGAAGAAGGGUCAGGAAUCUGAGGUGAAGGAAAGCCAAGAAAAAGCAGCAGAAAUCAUGAAAGAAAUCAAGGCUUUAAGGAGCCUUAAACUGGAUCAGGUGACCAUGACUGCACUUCAGGAGAAUGUUGACCUUGAGAAGGUUUUCCAGGACCCUCAGGCAAGCCCUGUGGACAGAGCCAUAGCACACAUCGCCACACAUUCCCGCUUCAUCAACAAGCUCGAGAAGGUCAAAGAAGCCAUCAAAGAAGAAAGAGCUAAGGCUGCUGAAGCUGAGAAGAAGAAGACUGACAAACUGGAUAUGGUGCAGUCCAAGAAUGAAGAUGAGGGACCAGAGGAGGAACCUGAGGAAGAUGAGGAAUCGGAAGAGAAACCUGAGGAUGACGAGGAACCUGAGGGUGACGAGGAACCUGAGGGUGACGAGGAACCCGAGGAUGACGAGGAACCCGAGGAUGACGAGGAACCUGAGGAUGACCAAAAGAGUGGUCACAGUAAAGAGAUUGGUGAUGUGGUAGAGGAAAAACUGAAUAGUCCUACCACUGAGAUCCAUACGUCUAGUGUUGCAGAGCCAACAGAAAGUACAGAUUCUGAUCUCAUAGAGGUGCCACCUUCCAAGAUUACCACAACAGAAAAAUCGAAAAGGGUUGAAGUCAAAUCACAGAAAGCAGAGGCCACGGCUCUAAAUGUCAAAAGUUCUCCUGAAAAGUCUUCAUCUGUAAGUAAGAAGAACAUUGGUAAAGCAAGCAAAGAAAUGAAGCCCACCUUAAAGCCACAAGAGAAAAAAGACCUACCUGAGACCAAGAGGACUGAGGCAGACAAAGUCGAUGAAGAGAGUGAUUUAUCAGAUGAGGAGGAAGAGAAGGAAUAUUUUGAUGACAGCACAGAGGAGCGUUUCCAUAAGCAGUCGUCUCAGUCUGAAGAGAGUGAUGAUGAUGACUUCUUUCUGGGCAAAGUUAGCAAAUUCAAGAAACGGAAAAGUAACCAAAGUAAAGUCGAGGAGAAUAAGAGUGAGCUUCAAAAAACUGACAAGGAGGCCACCGGCAAACUGCAUGAGACGAACCUUGGCAAAUUACAGUCUGUGUUUUGCUCAGCGUUGUCCAAAUCUAACGUGUCCUCUCAGAAAGCAAAGUUUGGCUCUCGCAGUGAUGGUCCAAGACCUCCUCGAUUCCAGAACCAGAGGAAAGGUCCAGAGUUUAGGAUGAAAGCAUCUCAAUAUAAAGGCCAAGACCGUGGUGCUGUCAGGAGGACGGGUCCAUUCAAUCCCAACAGAGAGACUUUUAAAGCUGCUGAACAAAGUCAAGCAGGACCUUCAGGGGCAGGGAGGGGAAGGCCACAGUUUGAGCAGAAGCGGAAUCCUAGAGUUCCCCCUGGUAGGAUGUCAGGCCCACCCCAGCAGUCCCUUCAUCCCUCCUGGGAGGCUAGCAGGAAGAGAAAGGAACAGCAGGCACAAAUCACAGUCUUCCAAGGGAAAAAGAUCAGAUUUGAUGACGAUGAAGAUUAAGAAAAGGCUGCUCAAAUUCAUUUGAUGCAUUUAUAUUUUAAAACUUAAAAAUGCUUCCUGUUAAACUAUUUACUGUGAAUUUGUAUUAAAACACAGAUGUAAAACCGUU